This is a messenger RNA of Phalacrocorax carbo (great cormorant), 4047 nucleotides long. Lineage: Eukaryota; Metazoa; Chordata; Aves; Suliformes; Phalacrocoracidae. The record is from RefSeq and is a predicted model, not a curated record.
AUGAGCUGAUUUCAGCACAGCUGUGCUUUUGUUAGGUGUGACAACCCUUAUUCCCAUGUUGAGUGUUAGGGCGUGGGUGCGAGCUCCCCAGCUGCUCCUCUCUUGCCCUGCCAUCCCCCGUGACGUACAAAGGUUAGUUCCCCAUGGUCCGUGAUGGGUCUUGGCAUGUAUUAUCUGAGCAUAAACCUGAAGACGGUCAGUUUAGCUCUAGAAUUACUCUGAGACCUGGGAACAAACUACCUCUUGCUUCUCUGUCUGCAAGGAGGCUGCAGCUGCAUUUCCACGUGUCUCCCUUGAAGGCCACUGUCCUGAGUCUGGGCGCAGCGCUGCCCUGUUCUUCUUUGGGUUGAUGAACACGGCAACUAGCAGCAUCAGGCGGAGGCAGAGGUUACCAGACGUAGCCCCCAGUAAUUGCACUGCAGUUCCGGGAGGCAGAAAGCGUCAAUAACUGCUUACGUCUGGAGGGGGGAAAAGCUGGCAGUCGUGUUUAGUGCCCGCGAGGCAGCUGGAGGCACUAUUGCUUACGAUUGUUGUUGCCGUGCGGAAAAGACGUGGCUUAAAGUGCUGCAUCGAGAAAGUAAUGCUUACGGGUAGCAGAGGUAAACAAUAGAAGAAGGGGAGAUAGAUAUAGACGCGUAUGAGAAUUGCCUUCCUGGUGCAGCUGCUGGUGGUGGCAGCUUUGGCCCUUGCCGGUAAGUUUCGUGAAAUGUUAGAGCUGUUACUUUUGAGACUCGUGGGGAUUUGAGCGUUUGUCUGGGCGCUAAGGUAAUAGCCGCUGAUCUGGAGUGAAUUGGUGCCUUACUACUUGCACACGUUUACCUUGGCAUUGAGCUUGGUACUUUUAGAGCAGAAAAUAGAGGGGAGGAGGGAAGUGUAGUAGCGUAGGUGUGCGCGUGCGUGUGUACAGGCGUGUGCACUGCAGGUCGUGUCCGUGCGUGGUUCGCACAUCCCGAGUGGUUGAUGGGUUGGGAAGCAUGUGAUGCCCUGCAGGCUUUGUAAGGGUUAGCUAAGGCAUUUUCCGUGCUCUGGUUUGAUGCUGCGCUUACCUGAUGAAGGACUAAAAUAAUGCCCCGCUUAGGGACGCAGUCUGUUGGAGCCUUUGAGGGCAAGCAGUGUUUCCUGGGGCAGACAGCAGUGGAUCUCGUGGGGUGGCUGCACCGAACGGAGAUGGACGAAGUUCUGGCAUUCCUCAAACCCUGACAGCGCGAAUGUGGUGGAAUAAGUGCCGGCGCAGGUCCUGAUCCUCAUCUUCUGUCGACCCUCAGCACGUCCAGCGUCCCGUUUUCGGAAGAAAGUGUGUUGGAUUUCAAACCCUUGGGCAGGACAGGAGGAGGCGGCCUUCUCGGAAUGUCCUGAGCUGGAAGAGACGCACAAGGACCGUCAAGUCCAGCUCCCGUCCCUGCACAGGACAAGCCCAAAUUCACACCGUGCCUCUGAGGGCGUUGUCCAAGUGCUGCUUGAAUAUCGCCAGGCUUGGUGCCGUGACGGCCUCCCUGGGGACCCUGUUCCAGGGCUCCACCACCCUCUGGGGGAAGAACCAGUUCUUCUCCUUAACUAUACACUUUAUUGCCCAGUUCUCAGUGGCUUCUGAGUUGCUGUCAUGGACAUGGCGUCCUGGGGUAUAGCGCCUUCUCCAUCAAGGACGUCCCAGGCAGCCACGUUCUCUGUUGACUCGGAAAGCCCGUCUGGAGCAUUCCAGGGACAGGCACCGCUCCCACAGGAACCCCCUUCCAGAGCUGGAUGAGGGAAGCCCGUCCCUACCCAGAGGAUCACGCCCAAAUGCCGCCCUGACCCGAACCUAUGCGUGGAGGUGGAGCUGGUGACGGUCCCUUCCACCUCGGCUCCCUGCUCUGCCACGCAAGGGCCUGCCAAGUGGCGCAGCAAGGCCACAGGAAUUGCAAGGGCGGUCCUCAGCCUGGCUUGGCAUCUGGCAGGUGCCCUUGUCUCCCUGUGGAGACACCUGCUGAGCACACGCGUCUUUGCCAGGCAAAAGAUGGCCCCGCGGAGCAAGAGGUUGCUGAAAGUCUUCUUCCUGUGGCUCCCAGUGGCUCUGGCUGGUGCUUACUGCGCGACCUCGCUGCCGGUGUGGACAACGCAGGCAAAGGGACUGAUAGAGGAGCUGACACGCGUGUCGUCGGCAAACCUGAAGAUGCUGUGGAACUUGCCCGUUUUGGUGGUGGAGGAGACCCAAAAGACACGCCUUCUGCUGGAGGAGGUGGCUCAGCUGAGGGCACAGAUCCGCAGUUUGAAGGAAGCUCAGGAAGUGAACCAGGCAGCGUCCAAGAAGGCUUUGGGUGCCUACGUCGAGAUGUCUGACUGGGCCCUGGAAAGCUCUGGUGCCACCAUUGACACGCAGAGAACUUCCGAGACCUACGACUGCCAAGAGAAUUGGAGCUGCUGGGCUUUACGGUUCUUCCGCGCUGCCAAGCCUCCUGAGACUAUUUUGCAGGCGGAUGUUUCCCCAGGAAACUGCUGGCCUUUCCAAGGGCAUCAGGGCCAGGUGGUCAUCAGGUUGCCAGCACGAGUCCAUCUGACUGCCAUCACUGUGCAGCACAUCUCCAAAGACGUGUCUCCAUCUGGGACCGUCCUCAGCGCCCCCAGAGACGUCGCUGUCUUUGGAGUGGAUGCGGACGGAGAAGAGGAAACUCUCCUUGGGACGUUCACGUACAACGUGGCGAAAGAGGCCAUUCAGACCUUCCCUCUGAAGAACGCGCCGCUUCCCAGAGCCUUUCCGUCUGUCAAACUUCUUGUGGAGAGCAACUGGGGAAACCCAGCGUACACCUGCAUUUAUCGAGUGCAGGUUCAUGGGAAGAUGGCGCAACCAGAGAGCCCCAGGUGAAACCAGAGAGGAAAAAUGUCAAACGUGAGAAAGAAGAAGAAGGGGAGGAAGAACAAAUAAAUCUAAAAGAUGUGGCAAUUGAGAUGGCUGUAGAACUGUAGAAGAUUUGUCUCCAAAGCGGGGUGCUCAAGACGUUCCACACUGCGGGAGGGGAAUUCGGGAGCGUGUGGAAAAUGUUAGAACUUGUAUGCAAUUUUUUUCUUAAAAACGAGGAAGAUGGGAAGCAUUGCCAAGACUGAACCUAGAGAGGGGAGGCCCAGCCUGUCAGCGCUCCUCCCGCCGCCCCCGGAGGCUCCGCAAGCGGCCCCAGCCCAGGGCAGGCCGAAGGGCCCGGCUUCAGUUCACAAGAGGGAGGCUGGCCCCGCCCGCCGGCCCGCGCGGGCUCUGCAGGAGCUCCCCCAGGCGCCCGCCCACCCUCUUCCCGGCUUCUCAGCCAAUGGCGCCCGCCAGGCGGGGACAGGCAGGGCCCCCCGCCAACCACCGCAGCGCCCCUUCUCUGGCCCCGCCCCGCUGCGGCCGCGUGCCAGCGGACGAGCACGUUGCUACGGGCGCGCCCGGAGCGCCAGCCAGGGCCGCGGGUUCGAGUCCCACCGCUGGCUUCGAGGCCCGGCGAGGUCAAGGAAUGAGGCGCUUGCUGGCGUGAAUGCCUCACGUACCAGCCACAGGGCUGCCCGCGCAGGAGGGGAAAGCUGGUUUAAUGGGAAAUUGUAGUGAUAAUUGGGUUUGAAGUACGGGUGCUUGUCAUAGCUCUUUUGGUCAGUUAUUAAGAGAAAAAGAAUUUUGCCAAGGAUGUUUUCUUGUUGGGGGGGUCCGAGUCCCCUGCCCGGUUUGGAAAGGGCUUCGAGUCCCCGAAGUUGACCAGGCGGGUUAGAGUCCCACUGAAUGGGGUUUGAGUCCCCAGUUUGGCCACUUGUCUUGACUGGUCUCUGAAUUUUGGCGUGGUUGUCAGAAUAUGGAUUUAUUUUUGCAUGUUCGGAUCAGAUAGUUGUUUUGGAAGUCACAUUUAAUAUGGGUGGGGAAUUGUCUAAAGACACCGUCUUAAAGAAGUCACCUCUAGGGCGUUGACUGAGGCAUUGGAAGGGGGCUGGGGGUGGGUUCGAUCCCCUCACAAGGAAGCAGUUAACUGAGCAUUGUAAUCAUUGGUCGCCGAUCUAUACUUUGAAAUAUAAUACUAUAAUACUACUAUAUUAAAAUAAUAUGUAUUAUAA